Messenger RNA from Pochonia chlamydosporia 170, 408 nucleotides. RefSeq lists its product as hypothetical. The record is from RefSeq and is a predicted model, not a curated record. The transcript has a single exon. The coding region runs from base 1 to 408 and encodes 135 amino acids. Lineage: Eukaryota; Fungi; Ascomycota; Sordariomycetes; Hypocreales; Clavicipitaceae.
AUGUUUGCGUGCAAAACGGACAUGGUGUUUUGUCUACCGUACCACACAUGCAAUAGUACGCCGACCGAAACAACAGGUCCCCAGUCUAUUUUCGACCAGCAUCACCAGCCGGUGCGGGCGUGUGGGGGAACCAGGGACAUGAGUAGUGCCAAACUGACAGCCCGUGUCACGAGUCGAGAAGAAAUCUGGACAUUGUGGAAACAUUACACGAUAGUUGGCGCUGCUUUUGCGCAGGAACACCGUCUCGGUGUGAAGCUAUCUCCUCGGUCAGCCAAUAUCAGGCCCACAGUCGAAUGGAUAGAAUCAGCUCUGGCCCACAAGGCACGUUUUUUUACUGCCAUGCCACGAUGCAGCGUCCCGACGGGGCCGUUGCCAAAUGCUGUCGAUAUUCAAGAUUUCGGUGUUUAG